GCUGGCCGGAUGGGCGAACGCAAGAAGAGGUUGUUUUGGAGUCUACAGCUGCUUGAUCAAUACUAUGGACGCCAGGAUCGUCCCGCCUUAGCCAAGACUAUGGAUAGCAUGUGGCCGUGGUUUCAGUCCGACGAGAACUAUUCUCAAAUUCACGGCAGCCACGAGGACAUACCACCGCCUCUGCCCCAGGAAAACGGACAAGAAUCAAAAUCUGCCAGUCUAGAGGUAUGGGGACAUACAGUUCAACUGGGCUGGAUCUGGCGCAAGCCUCGCCGGUAUGUGUCAGAUUGCGCAAAUCGGAAAGCGGGAACGCCUUGGCUGCAUGGCUCAAAAUACUCCAUCAUCAAUGCAGAUCUCCACGAGUUGAAAAGCAUGAUACCGAUAUGUCAUCGUAUGACUCGGCCAAAUUCUACAACCUCAGCCCACGGGAGGUGGACGGUUCGCGUGCUUAUUGGUGCCCUUGAUUGAGGCUUCAAUUCGCAUAUCACACGAUUCAAGCAGUGCUGAAUCACCCGUUCUUAUACGUUGCCGCGGCCUCGCACGAAGCAACCCGUUUCAGUACACCAAACAGCUUCUGGAAGCGGCCAUCCGAACUGGGCUUAUUGCAUGCUACCUGGAUUGUCCGCCUACUCGACAUGGUGCACGAUAAAGGCAUCCGCUUGACAGACCCUUUCUUUGCACACGCAGGCGUGAUAGCGGCCACUCUACACCUCAUUCACAGUUGCUCAACCGAUCAGAGGCUGAGACUGAAAUCAGAAGCAGAUCUGGCGAAAUGUGUCGCUUUUGUCCAAAGA
Molecule: messenger RNA, 794 nt
Organism: Cladophialophora yegresii CBS 114405
Lineage: Eukaryota; Fungi; Ascomycota; Eurotiomycetes; Chaetothyriales; Herpotrichiellaceae
Exons: 1
Coding region: 10-468 (152 amino acids)
Source: RefSeq, a predicted model, not a curated record